AUGACGACCCCAGGCAACACCAAAGAUGCCAUUGAGCAUGUCGAGCACAUUACGCCUGUACGCAAUAUCGUGAAACCAGACACAGCUGCUCAAUUCCUAGCCAAUGCCCAUGUUGCAAAUGCAUCGUCCUUCACGUAUGAGGAAGAGCGGGCGGUGCUACGGCGCAUCGACCUCCGCGUCCUCCCCCUCCUCCUGGGUGCCUACUUCUUCCAACAACUCGACAAAUCCUCUCUCUCCUACGUCUCUAUCUUUGGUCUUCAAGCUGACGCCAAGCUCGUCGGCCGUCAAUACUCAUGGCUAGGCUCUAUUCUCUAUCUUGCCCAGCUCGUCAUGCAACCUCUCGCAGCCUUCAUUCUCGUCAAGCUACCCACUGGAAAAGUAAUCGCAGCCGCCAUCUUCCUCUGGGGCAGCAGUCUCGCCAUCAUGGCCGCAUGCACGGAUUUCCCAUCCCUCCUCGGUCUCCGCUUCGUCCUCGGUUCCUUUGAAGCAAUGAUUGCCCCCGCCUGCGUCGCUACCACGACCAUGUGGUGGCGUCGCAGCGAGCAAACGUUACGCACUGCCUACUGGAACGCCAUGAACGGUGUGACUUUUAUUGUCGGCUCGCUAUUCACCUACGGACUUGGCCAUAUCCACAGCGAAACGAUGUUCAAGUACCAAAUCAUCUUCCUCUUCUGUGGUCUUCUGACCGUCGUCUACGCCUUCGUUGUCCUGGUCUUCAUGCCAGAUUCCCCGAUGAAGGCAAAGUAUCUGUCCGAACGCGAACGCAUCAUUGCCGUUGAGCGGCUCCGCGCCAACCAGAUGGGCAUCCAGUCUGGCGACUGGAAAUGGGAACAGGUCUGGGAAACGCUGAUUGACUUCAAAACCUGGUGUUGGUUCAUCGCCAUCAUUGCCAUUUCCAUUGCCAGCGGCGGCAUCUCGACGUUUGGAAACCUGAUCAUAAGAGACUUUGGGUAUACCAACUUUCAAUCGAUUCUAUUCAAUAUCCCCUUUGGCGUUAUCCAGAUCGUUGCCAUUCUCGGAUCGUCGUACGGUGCGACGAGAUUCAAGCAAAAGGGCCUGGCGAUUUCGCUGGUCGCUAUAUUGCCGAUUAUCGGCACAGUCAUGAUGCUCACGGUGCCUCGCAAGCACAAGGGCGCCUUGUUAUUCGGAUACUACCUCGUGAGCUGUCUUGCCGCCAUCACGCCCAUCAUUUAUACAUGGCACGUGCAGAACACGGCGGGCGAUACAAAGAAAAAGUGCACGUCGGCCAUGGUGUUCAUCGGCAUGUGCACAGGCAAUGUCAUUGGGCCGCUACUGUACUCGGUCGACGAUGCGCCACUAUACCGACCCGGGCUGAUAUCUAAUCUCGUCAUGUUCAUUCUCGUGGCCAUUAUCGCGAUGCUGAUUCCCAUGUACUUGGCGCUGCUUAACAAGAGGCAUGCGAAGAGGAGGGAGGCACUCGGGAAGAGUGCGGUGAGGAUCGAUGAGAGUAUGCUGAAGAAGAACGAGAUGGUGCAGGGUAAGGGCGUCGAGCUGGAGAGCGGAGAAGUGGAAGGUGGACGGCAGGAGCGAGAUUUAGGAUUCUCGGAUUUGACGGAUAUGCAGAAUGAAGAUUUCAUAUACGUUUACUGA
Molecule: messenger RNA, 1611 nt
Organism: Plenodomus lingam JN3
Lineage: Eukaryota; Fungi; Ascomycota; Dothideomycetes; Pleosporales; Leptosphaeriaceae
Biological process (GO): transmembrane transport
Cellular component (GO): membrane
Molecular function (GO): transmembrane transporter activity
Source: RefSeq, a predicted model, not a curated record